Oryza brachyantha (malo sina) is the source of this 1739-nucleotide messenger RNA. RefSeq names its product probable N-acetyltransferase HLS1. The coding region runs from base 323 to 1528 and encodes 401 amino acids. The transcript has 2 exons. The record is from RefSeq and is a predicted model, not a curated record. Gene Ontology annotation, molecular function: acyltransferase activity, transferring groups other than amino-acyl groups. NCBI's taxonomy places the organism in Eukaryota, Viridiplantae, Streptophyta, Magnoliopsida, Poales, Poaceae.
AAGACAGUUUAACCCUCAUGUGGGCCCCACCCCCCAAGCAUUCCGAGAGGUGUAGUACAGAUGGCAGAGAAAGCGUCGACGUGGCCCCCCGUCCUGUCGUUCCCGCCAUUAACCCACACCUCCACUCGCGCCACUACCAUACCACCACCAAUCCCCUCCUCCUCUUCGUCUUCCUCGCGCCGCCGGAUCCCAACAGCCACGAGCCCCUCGCUAUAAAUUGCAGUGCAGUGCUCGCUCUCGAGCUCGGUCGCCACGCACCAAAACCAAGAACAGAAGAAAAGAGAACAGAGAAACUCGCUGUGAUUGACUGACUGGUCGGAGGAUGGUGGUGGCGAGUUUGAUGGAGGAGGAGGUGGACGGCGGCGGGGCGGUGUUCCUGGUGCGGGAGUUCGACGGCGGCCGUGACCGGGCAGGCGUCGAGCAGGUGGAGUGCGCCUGCGAGGUGGGACCCAGCGGCGGCAAGCUCUGCCUUUUCACUGACCUCCUCGGCGACCCGCUCUGCCGCGUCCGCCACUCGCCGGCCUACCUCAUGCUUGUCGCGGAGGUUGUGGGCGGGCCGCUCGGCACGGAGAUUGUCGGCGUCGUCCGCGGCUGCGUCAAGACUGUUGCGUGCGGCCGCAGCCAGCUGUUCUCCAAGGUCGCCUACCUCCUCGGCCUCCGGGUGUCGCCGCGCCAUAGGCGGCGAGGGAUCGGGAGGAAGCUGGUGGAGAGGAUGGAGGAGUGGUUCCGGCAGAUGGGCGCCGAGUACGCCUACGUCGCCACCGAGUGCGACAACGAGCCGUCGGUGCGCCUCUUCACCGGCGCCUGCGGCUACGCCAAGUUCCGCACGCCGUCGGUGCUCGUGCACCCGGUGUUCGGCCACGACCUCGCGCCGUCGCGGCGCGCCUCCGUCGUGCGGCUCGACGCGCGCGAGGCCGAGCUACUCUACCGCCGCCGCUUCGGCUCCGUCGAGUUCUUCCCGCGCGACAUCGACGCCGUGCUGUCGAACGCCCUCUCGCUCGGCACGUUCCUGGCCGUGCCGCGCGGGACGCGGUGGCGCGGCGUCGAGGAUCUCCUGGCGUCGCCGCCGGCGUCGUGGGCGGUGGCCAGCCUGUGGAACUGCAAGGACGCGUUCCGCCUCGAGGUGCGCGGCGCGCCGCGGCUGUGGCGCGCGGCCGCCCGCGCCACGCGCGUCGCCGACCGCGCCGCGCCGUGGCUCGGCAUCCCGUCCAUCCCCAACCUGUUCGAGCCGUUCGGCCUCCACUUCGUCUACGGCCUCGGCGGCGACGGGCCCGCCGCGCCGCGCCUGGCGCGCGCGCUGUUCCGGCACGCCCACAACGUGGCGCGGCGCGCCGGGGCGCGCGUGGUGGCCACCGAGGUCGGCGCCCGCGAGCCGCUUCGCGCCGGCGUGCCGCACUGGCCGCGCCUCGGCGCCGACGACCUCUGGUGCAUCAAGCGGCUCGCCGACGGGUACGGCGACGGCGCGCUGGGCGACUGGAGCAAGGCGCCGCCGGGGAAGUCCAUCUUCGUAGACCCAAGGGAGUUUUAGCUCAACAUCCAUCGCUCUACUCCAAACAGUACAUAGUUUCAUCUGUCGAUUAUCUGCCGUAGAUCACGCAUCCGACGGCCAAGAGUUGACGAGGACCGUCGUGUAAUUUCGCUGUUUUUGUGAGGGUAUAAUUAAUGAAUCUGUUCAUAGUUACAUCAGUGGAAUAUACCCGUCGAUCGCUUUUUUACGUUUGGCUUAAUCUGUGUUCACU